Messenger RNA from Helobdella robusta, 336 nucleotides. RefSeq lists its product as hypothetical. The coding region runs from base 1 to 336 and encodes 111 amino acids. Lineage: Eukaryota; Metazoa; Annelida; Clitellata; Rhynchobdellida; Glossiphoniidae. The record is from RefSeq and is a predicted model, not a curated record. The transcript has 2 exons.
AUGUCGUUUGAGGUGGUUGUCGUACAACCUUCCCGACUCAACCAACAUGCCUUCAUCACAAUUCUAGAUUUUGUGGUCGUCGUCGGUGUAGGCGAUGAACGAGAGGUGAUUUAUUUCAACUCUCUAGCGAUAUCAGGAAAUACGCACAUGGAGCCGAUGAGUAACUUGAUACGGGAGGAAUGGCAUAUUUUUCAAUCUUCGACAUCUUUCACCAUUUUUGAGCUGUUUCAUAAGAAUCUCAGGAAGUGGAAACAUUCAGCUUACGUAACAGAAGACAUCCCGUACGUCAUACUCAAUAGGAAGCUGUCACUGGAUUUUACCGAUUAUGGUGAUUGA